Molecule: messenger RNA, 1298 nt
Organism: Maniola jurtina (meadow brown)
Lineage: Eukaryota; Metazoa; Arthropoda; Insecta; Lepidoptera; Nymphalidae
Gene: Rab39
Product: ras-related protein Rab-39B
Exons: 3
Coding region: 134-802 (222 amino acids)
Biological process (GO): Rab protein signal transduction
Cellular component (GO): Golgi membrane
Molecular function (GO): GTP binding; GTPase activity
Source: RefSeq, a predicted model, not a curated record
UUCGUCUGUGGUCAUCAUUCUCAAAUAAUCUCAUCCUUUCAUCUCUUCUCUCAUUCUAUUAAAUUUAUUCAAUACGCAAAACGCAAAAUAAAUUGACGAAAUCUUUGUUUGUUCCUUAUUGUAUGUUAAGAAAAUGGUUGACCCAAUAUUCGAUUAUCAAUUUAGGCUUAUCCUAAUUGGAGAUAGCACAGUGGGCAAAAGUUCCUUGCUAAAAUACUUCACGGAAGGGAAAUUCGCGGAGCUCUCCGAUCCCACAGUGGGAGUUGAUUUUUUCGCAAGGAUCAUUGAAGUACAAGAUGGUACAAGAAUUAAGCUUCAACUGUGGGACACAGCUGGGCAGGAGCGUUUUCGAUCCAUCACAAAAUCCUACUACAGAAACUCAGUUGGGGCUCUUCUAGUGUACGAUGUGUGUAAUCGUUCAAGCUUUGAGCAUAUACCUCUUUGGAUGAUGGAGGCUAAGAGGCAUAUUGAGCCACACAGGCCAGUCUUUGCUCUAGUUGGAUGUAAAGUGGAUCUAGUUGGAACUGAUAAUAAGAACGGAGCCUGGAGGGAAGUCUCAUGUGAGGAAGCGAGAAUGUUUGCUGAGGAAAAUGGUUUACACCAUGUAGAAACCUCGGCGAAAACAGGCUCCAACGUUGAACAGGCAUUUAUCCUUGUCGCUCAAGAAGUGUACAACCGUAUACAGACGGGUGAGUACAAAGUGGAAGACGGAUGGGACGGAAUCAAGACGGGUUUCAACCGUCCCAACGGUAUGGACUUUAACCUGCUCGAGGCAGAAACUGUACAGUCUACCUGUUGUUAGACACAAAUAUUUAUUAUUGUUUUAGUUUUUGGUUUAAACCUGCUAAUUUAAACUAAUUUUUAACUGGAACAGACUUUUUUUUUCAGUAAUCUAGACAUCACAAAAAAGGGGGACACUUAGACUGAAAUUGCACUAUUCCAGGCAAGCGCGAUCUAUUUUAGAUUGCACAUCACUUGCCGCCACAUCUGACUGCAGCCAAGAGCUAGACUGUAAAUUAAAAAAAAACCUAUAGGACAUACUUUGCUCAUGAUUUACGCUGCCGCUGUGGGAAAUUAAAUUCUAUUUAUUUUAGUUAGCAGGUUUAGACUUGAAGCAUAUGAAAUGUAAAUAUUGACGCAUAUAUUAUAAUAUAGAAUUAACGUAUAACAUUACAUAAGUAUAACUUUAUUAAAUGUGUAGGUAUACAAUUUGCACAAGGUUUUUUUUGAUGUUGACGCCAUACUUAUGAUAGAUUUUCACAAUAAAAAUAUAAGAAUUAAUACACUCUGCGCAUCAA